This is a messenger RNA of Lacerta agilis (Sand lizard), 1407 nucleotides long. RefSeq names its product RAB15, member RAS oncogene family (gene RAB15). The transcript is spliced from 7 exons. Gene Ontology annotation, biological process: Rab protein signal transduction. The record is from RefSeq and is a predicted model, not a curated record. Gene Ontology annotation, molecular function: GTP binding; GTPase activity. Lineage: Eukaryota; Metazoa; Chordata; Lepidosauria; Squamata; Lacertidae. The coding region runs from base 126 to 764 and encodes 212 amino acids.
GUCUUGCGGCUGGGGCUGCCUCUCCCUCUCCCCAGACGCGCACGGACGCCGCGGGCGGAGGAGAGCGCGCUUAGCUGGGAUGGCAGCGGGUGCCGCGCGGGGCUGAAGCCGGAGCGGCGCCCGCCAUGGCCAAGCAGUACGACGUGCUCUUUCGCCUGCUGCUCAUCGGGGACUCGGGCGUGGGCAAGACCUGCUUGCUGUGCCGCUUCACCGACAACGAGUUCCACCCUUCGCACAUCUCCACCAUCGGAGUCGAUUUUAAAAUGAAGACUAUAGAAGUAGACGGCAUUAAGGUCCGAAUACAGAUCUGGGACACUGCAGGUCAGGAGCGAUACCAGACCAUCACGAAGCAGUACUACAGGCGAGCCCAGGGGAUAUUCUUGGUAUACGACAUCAGCAGUGAGCGCUCAUACCAGCACAUCAUGAAAUGGGCCAGUGAUGUAGAUGAGUAUGCCCCAGAUGGCGUCCAGAAGAUCCUCAUUGGGAAUAAAGCAGACGAGGAGGAGAAGAGGCAAGUAGGCAAAGAGCAAGGCCUCCAGCUGGCCAAGGAGUAUGGCAUGGAUUUCUAUGAAACAAGUGCCUGCACCAACUUAAACAUCAAAGAGUCUUUCACUCGUCUGACAGAGCUGGUCCUGCAGGCCCAUAAGAAGGAGCUGGACGGACUCCGCACGUAUGCGGCUGAUGAACUGAACCUGGUUGAGCUGGAGGAAGAGGCAAACAAGCCAGAGGGCACAGAGCACUCCCCCAAGACCUGCUGGUGCUGAAAGCCUCCCAGUGCUCUUCCUUUUCUUCUGUCCCCCAGUGCAGGCAGAGAGGCUCCCACCUAGAGAGGGCUCCAUCUCUUUGGUCUCUGGUUGCCUGCCUGCCCACUCUCUGCCCUGCUGGAUCCUCUUUGGAUUUCCUGGUGUUUCUCCUUGAUUGGUGAUUUCUGUUGUUCCCCCAAACUCCCUGGAUCCAAAUCUCUCUUCAGGGGGGCUCACAAUAUGCAGAACAUCACCCCGCCACCUUUGCGGAAGAGCUGUGGUUGGGGAUCGCAGCAGCCGAGGCCUAUUCAGAAGCCUCUCAACCUCCAGGUGCUCUGCAGCCUUGCCCUUUUCCAGGGGGCAGCUGAGCCGGUUGGGUUCUGUGCCUGGGUGCAGCUAGGCCUGUCCUCUGAGAACAGGGCGCUCAAGGAGGGAGGAAUGUCCCGCUUCAUUCACUCUCCUCCAGACAGACCGUUUGCUUGCACACCCUCAAUAGCAGGCCUGCUGAAGGCUUGUCCGUUUGUAUCUGCUCCCCGCCCCCAUACAUUGCCUUGCCAUUUCAGCAUCUGCCCUAAUGCCUGUACAGCUUUGUGCAGGGUUGGGGCUUUGCGGCUGUAUUGGAUAAAGUGUCUUGUACAUACCUGGCUGCCUGGAGGUUGUUGUU